Molecule: messenger RNA, 7804 nt
Organism: Protobothrops mucrosquamatus (brown spotted pit viper)
Lineage: Eukaryota; Metazoa; Chordata; Lepidosauria; Squamata; Viperidae
Gene: ANK2
Product: ankyrin 2
Exons: 45
Coding region: 48-6008 (1986 amino acids)
Biological process (GO): signal transduction; protein localization to T-tubule; regulation of cardiac muscle contraction
Cellular component (GO): T-tubule
Molecular function (GO): protein binding
Source: RefSeq, a predicted model, not a curated record
UCCAUACUCUGCGAGCUCAAACCCACUACAGGAAUUAACAGAAGGAUAUGGGCAAUGCACCCAUUUGCCAAGCUUGCGGCACAGGCAAGGGUGUAAGAGUGCAAGGGAAUGUGCAAGAUGCAGAUAAAAUUCCUGACUAUUACGGAUGCAGUAAUGGAGUGAAUAAAGAUCCUGAGGGGUUGUCGGACAGCAAUGCAAGCUUCCUUCGAGCUGCCAGAGCUGGCAAUCUGGACAAAGUAGUGGAAUAUCUAAAAGGAGGAAUAGACAUCAAUACAAGCAAUCAGAAUGGACUUAAUGCCUUACACUUGGCUGCCAAAGAAGGCCAUGUGGGUUUGGUUCAGGAAUUGCUGGAAAGAGGAUCUGCAGUUGAUUCUGCAACAAAGAAGGGAAAUACUGCGCUACAUAUUGCUUCCCUGGCAGGACAGGCUGAAGUGGUCAAGGUUCUAGUUAAAGAAGGAGCUAAUAUUAAUGCACAGUCUCAGGAUGGAUUCACUCCACUCGCAGUUGCAUUGCAGCAAGGACACAAUCAGGCAGUGGCUAUUCUUUUGGAGAAUGACACUAAGGGGAAAGUGCGACUGCCGGCACUGCAUAUUGCUGCCAGAAAAGAUGACACCAAAUCAGCAGCACUUCUUCUCCAGAAUGAUCAUAAUGCUGAUGUUCAGUCUAAGAGUGGUUUCACACCUUUGCAUAUAGCGGCACAUUAUGGAAAUGUUAAUGUAGCGACACUUCUACUCAACCGAGGAGCUGUUGUAGACUUCACAGCAAGGAAUGGAAUCACCCCACUGCAUGUGGCUUCCAAAAGGGGGAACACUAACAUGGUGAAGCUCUUGUUGGAUCGUGGAGGGCAGAUCGAUGCCAAAACCAGGGAUGGGCUGACUCCACUGCACUGUGCUGCACGAAGUGGACAUGACCAAGUUGUAGAGCUUCUCCUGGAACGAGGUGCCCCACUGCUUGCCAGAACCAAGAAUGGACUGUCUCCUCUUCAUAUGGCUGCUCAGGGUGACCAUGUGGAGUGUGUCAAACACCUACUGCAGCACAAGGCUCCUGUUGAUGAUGUUACACUGGAUUACCUGACUGCCCUCCAUGUUGCUGCACACUGUGGUCACUAUCGUGUCACCAAGCUUCUGCUGGAUAAGAGAGCAAAUCCAAAUGCCCGUGCUUUGAAUGGUUUUACUCCACUGCACAUUGCUUGCAAGAAAAAUCGCAUUAAAGUAAUGGAACUGCUGGUGAAAUAUGGGGCUUCAAUCCAAGCUAUAACAGAGUCGGGCCUGACGCCAAUUCAUGUGGCUGCAUUUAUGGGGCAUUUGAACAUAGUUCUCCUUCUACUGCAAAAUGGUGCUUCUCCAGAUGUCACUAACAUUCGUGGGGAGACUGCUUUACACAUGGCAGCUCGUGCAGGACAAGUAGAAGUGGUGCGCUGUCUCCUGAGGAAUGGUGCUUUGGUUGAUGCACGAGCCAGGGAGGAACAGACACCACUGCAUAUUGCUUCUCGCUUGGGUAAAACAGAAAUUGUGCAGCUACUUCUGCAACACAUGGCACACCCAGAUGCUGCAACAACCAAUGGAUAUACACCACUACACAUCUCUGCCCGAGAAGGCCAACUUGAUGUAGCAUCAGUUCUACUGGAGGCAGGUGCAGCACAUUCUUUGGCUACCAAGAAGGGAUUCACACCACUACAUGUGGCAGCAAAGUAUGGAAGUCUUGAUGUGGCAAAGCUCCUGUUGCAGCGUCGUGCACCUGUUGAUUCAGCUGGGAAGAAUGGUCUCACUCCCCUCCAUGUUGCUGCUCACUAUGACAAUCAGAAAGUGGCACUGCUAUUACUGGAGAAAGGGUCUUCUCCUCAUUCUACUGCCAAGAAUGGGUAUACUCCUCUACACAUUGCUGCUAAGAAGAAUCAGAUGCAGAUAGCCACAACUCUACUGAACUAUGGAGCAGAGACCAAUAUUUUGACCAAACAAGGAGUGACUCCACUUCACUUGGCCUCUCAAGAAGGUCAUGCUGAUAUGGUGAACUUACUUUUGGAGAAGGGAGCUAAUAUUCAUGUGGCCACAAAGAGCGGAUUGACAUCUCUACAUUUAGCAGCUCAAGAAGAUAAAGUAAAUGUAGCUGAUAUGCUGAUAAAGCAUGGAACAAACAAAGAUGCCCAGACUAAGCUGGGUUACACUCCACUAAUUGUGGCUUGUCACUAUGGAAACAUCAAGAUGGUGAACUUCCUUCUGAAGCAAGGAGCUAAUGUCAAUGCUAAGACAAAGAAUGGAUACACUCCUCUGCACCAAGCUGCUCAGCAAGGCCAUACUCACAUCAUCAAUGUUCUUCUUCAACAUGGGGCCAAACCAAAUGCAGUCACUGCGAAUGGCAAUACUGCCUUAGCGAUUGCUAAGCGUCUGGGAUACAUCUCAGUGGUAGAUACAUUAAAGGUGGUAACAGAGGAAGUAAUCACCACUACAACUACUGUCACAGAGAAGCACAAGCUCAAUGUACCUGAGACUAUGACUGAAAUUUUGGAUGUUUCUGAUGAGGAAGGUGAUGACACAAUGACAGGAGAUGGGGGAGAAUAUCUGAGACCUGAAGAUCUGAAGGAACUAGGUGAUGAUUCCUUACCUAGCAGUCAGUUCUUAGAUGGCAUGAACUACCUGAGAUACAGCCUGGAAGGAGGCCGCUCUGACAGUUCAGACAGGUCCCGUACACUGAGCCAUACCUCGUACUUGAGGGACAGCACUAUGAUUGAUGACACCGUCAUUAUCCCAAGUCACCAGAUAUCCGCAUUAACUAAAGAAGGUGAGAGAAAUUCAUAUCGUUUAAGUUGGAGUCCCGAUAAUCUGGACAACAUAACGCUUUCUGCUAGCCCUAUUCAUUCUGGUUUUCUGGUCAGUUUUAUGGUUGAUGCUCGAGGUGGUGCUAUGCGGGGUUGCAGACACAAUGGGCUUCGAAUCAUUAUUCCACCUCGGAAAUGCACUGCUCCAACUCGAGUUACUUGCCGGUUGGUCAAACGCCAUAGACUCGCCACAAUGCCUCCAAUGGUGGAAGGAGAUGGUCUUGCCAGUCGCCUUAUUGAAGUUGGGCCUUCUGGUGCUCAAUUUCUUGGGCCUGUGAUUGUUGAAAUCCCUCACUUUGCGGCAUUACGUGGUAAAGAAAGAGAGCUGGUGAUUUUGCGUAGUGAGAAUGGGGACAACUGGAAAGAACAUUUCUGUGAAUUUACAGAAGAUGAGUUAAAUGAAAUACUAAAUGGAAUGGAUGAAGUGCUUGACACCCCAGAAGAGCUGGAGAAGAAGCGUAUUUGCCGUAUUAUCACCCGAGAUUUCCCACAGUACUUUGCAGUGGUGUCCCGGAUUAAACAAGACAGUAACCUCAUUGGACCUGAGGGUGGUGUACUAAGCAGUACUGUAGUACCACAAGUGCAAGCAGUCUUUCCAGAGGGAGCAUUAACUAAGAGAAUUCGUGUUGGUCUUCAGGCCCAACCUAUGCACAGUGAACUUAUAAAGAAAAUUUUAGGCAAUAAAGCCACAUUCAGCCCUAUUGUCACAUUGGAACCUAGGCGAAGAAAAUUCCAUAAGCCAAUAACUAUGACCAUUCCUGUUCCGAAAGCUUCCAGUGAUAUGAUGAUAAAUGGUUAUGGAGGUGAGACUCCUACUCUAAGACUACUAUGCAGCAUAACAGGUGGAACAACACCUGCUCAGUGGGAAGACAUAACAGGAACAACACCAUUAACAUAUGUAAAUGAAUGUGUUUCCUUCACCACAAACGUGUCUGCCAGAUUUUGGUUAAUAGAUUGUCGACAGAUACAAGAAUCUGUAGCAUUUGCUUCCCAAGUAUAUAGAGAAAUUAUAUGUGUACCUUACAUGGCCAAAUUUGUAGUGUUUGCCAAAUCUCAAGAUCCCAUAGAAGCCCGACUAAGAUGUUUCUGCAUGACUGAUGAUAAAGUGGAUAAAACACUAGAGCAACAAGAAAACUUUGCUGAAGUUGCUCGAAGCAGGGAUGUAGAGGUAUUAGAAGGAAAACCUAUAUUUGUGGACUGCUUUGGGAAUUUAGUACCAUUAACAAAGAGUGGCCAACAUCACAUAUUCAGUUUUUAUGCCUUCAAAGAAAACAGACUUCCAUUGUUUGUCAAGGUUCGGGAUACAACACAAGAACCUUGUGGACGUCUAUCAUUUAUGAAAGAGCCUAAAUCUUCAAGAGGUCUGGUACAUCAAGCUAUCUGCAAUCUGAAUAUCACAUUACCAGUAUACACAAAGGAAUCAGAAUCAGAUCAAGAACAGGAAGAAGAGACUGACAUGACAUCAGAAAAACAACAACAAGGUGAUCAGGAAAGAAUAGAAGAAAGACUAGCACAUAUUGCUGAUCAUCUUGGAUUCAGCUGGACAGAGCUAGCAAGAGAACUGGAUUUCACUGAAGAACAAAUUCAUCAAAUUCGAAUUGAGAAUCCUAAUUCCCUUCAGGAUCAGAGUCACGCUUUACUGAAAUAUUGGCUGGAAAGAGAUGAAAAACAUGCCACUGAUUCAGGUCUCACAGAGUGUCUUAAAAAAAUUAAUCGAAUGGAUAUUGUUCAUCUAAUGGAAAGUAGCAUGGAAAUGUCCCGAGAUCAUGGCCGCACCUAUGCAGAAAUUGAACAGACGAUGGUACUGGAUCACAGUGAAGGAUUCUCUGCACUUCAUGAAGAUCUAUGCAGCACAAAAGAUAAAAAAGAGGAAGAAUAUUCCUUUUCUAAAGACAGUGAGCCAUCAGAUCAUCCUCCCCUUGUUUCAGAAGAAGACCUUUCUCUCAGUUGUUCACCCUUGCAUGAAGGCACAUCUAAGGCUGAGGCAGAAGUAUCUGUGGUAGAACUACUACACCAAAUACAGAAAGAUCAUGUGAAAGCUGAAUUCUCAGGGAAGCCUCAUGAACUGACAGAAGAUUCACCUACUAUACAGGAAUAUGUUAUCACAACUUCUGGAGCAGAUUUGACACAAGUGCCCCAAAGUGUGAAAACAGCCAGCAUUACCAGUGACAAGUCUGGGGAUUCCACCCCAGGAUGUGAAGACCUUGAAAGGCCACCAUUUCAUACUUCAGCAUCUAGUGAUCGAACUGAUUCCCCCAUUGUGGAAGAACCUGAAGACCAUCACUUUCGGCAAGAAGAUACACAUCCAAGGAAAAACAGCCUGGUAAUUGUUGAAACCACUGAUGAACAGCCUGAAGAAUUAGAAAGACAUGAAGAAGAAUUGUUAGAAAAAGAGCUAGCAGAGGAAUUAGGUGAGCUGGAGGUCAGCUCAGAUGAGGAAGAGAUGGUAACUACCAGGGUCGUUCGCCGCCGGGUAAUUAUUCAGGCUGAUGAUGUGCCUGAAAUACCACCGGAAGCUGUAACGGAGGAACAGUACGUGGAUGAACAUGGCCAUAUUGUGGUGAAAAAGGUCACUAGGAAAAUCAUCAGGCGAUUCGUUUUACCAGAUGGCACAGAAAAAGAAGAAGUGGUGAUGCAGGGAGAGCCCCAAGAGCCUGUCACAGUGGAAGAGGGAGACAGUUACUCCAAAGUCAUAAAGCGGGUGGUGUUGAAGAGUGAAAGUGAACAAUCAGAGGUGACCUUUUCUGAGCCAAGUGUAUUACCAAGUGCCUCAGAAUUCCAGGCUGAACCAGUAAAAGGCCGCAAGGUCAGCAAAGUUAUAAAAACUACCUUAGUGCAUGGGGAGAGAAUGGAAAAACAUCAUGGAGAUUCUAGUUUAGCAGUGAAUCUUCCAUCAGCCAAAGAUGACUUCGAAGAGGCCCUGAAUUACAUAGGUAACAAAAUGAAAAUUGAAGUCCCCCCAUUAGUAGAGAAAGAGGUCAUGAAAGAGGAUGGGUCGCUUAUUAAAAGGACAACAAUGAGUAAAGCUAGUACACAGAAGAGGACUGUGGUUAAGGAUCAAUAUGGAAACCGGAUUCAUGUGGAGCUGCUGGAGGACACACCAGAAGCAUUACCCCAGGAUGACCUUCAGCAUGACCUUCAGCAAUUAUUAAGGCAUUUCUGCAAAGAUGAGCAGAAGAAAGAGGCCAAAUGAGAUGCUGCUAAAUCUCACCCAUAGACCACCACGCAUAUCCAUUAACUGUCCAGCUUUAUCCAACUUUCUUUUAUCAUAGGUAUUAUUAUUUAACAUAAUCAUCAGGGAACACUGCUGUUUCUACUUUGAGCAUAUAGGGCAGGUUUUCCAUUUCAUUUUCUUUGUUUCUAAAUAUCUGUAAACUAAUUUGUGACCAAAGAUCACAUCCUUCAUUCUGGAUGGUUUUAUCUACUAAGUCAUAGACUUUGUGCUCUCCUGACUGUCUGUCAACCUUGGCAUUUUUAUUGUUCUUUGUUUUUGCACCAGAUCCAUAGACACAUAAGUUUCUUCCACAGGCCUCUUGAAAUGACAGUGUACAUGUGUUUUUUUAAGAUUAUUAACUUUAAACUGUAAAUAGAGAAAAUAUGUGGAUUCACAAGACGGAAAGAAAGAAGCACUGCCUAUUGCAAAUACUUUUAGCAUCAGGACUAUAAGGUUCGUUGAAGAAUAAUUCAUGUAAUAUUCCUAACACAAUCCAUUACAGCUUAGGACAUGGCUCUAUAAAGAUCGAAGCAAAUCAAUCCUCCUGUGUUCAUAGCACUUCCAGUGUAAUAAAUUACUUGACUACAAAGGGUCAGAACAAAGCCUCAAAUUUCAGCUGUUUCCCUUACAAGACAGUUGAUUGCAGCCAUUACUGCUUCUUUGCUUCCUGGGAAAGCCACUUCAAGAUUUCCUGAAGAAAAAUAUACCCAGUUAGAUAUAACGUGCUAGCACCUGUAUCUGUGGCACUUUUGCAUACUGUAUUUAAACCUUUUAGAUCAGGGACAUGAAAUGGGUGCAUUCAAUAAUUCUGAUUUCUAUACUGUUUUGAUCACUCAUUUAACAAACCACACUGUCUUAGAAGUGGUUGUUUAUGCUGUCCACUACACUAUAGACAUUUUGAAGGAGGAAAAGAAACCUUUACUUUUCAGAAAAAUUGAUUUAUCACAUUCUGUCAAGAUUGUCUCUUAAUCUGGAACAUGCAUGUGGCAUUGAAGUAUAAAAACAUGACCUUUCUAUAAUCAUGCCAAUUGCUUCUCAUCCUUCCUAGCACUGAGCAAACAGACAUUACCAUCGUGUUUGAGGUUUUUCUCUGGAGUUUUAGUUAUAAGGAGACAGGAAUCCACCAAGCAUUUGUUUAGUUUUUUUUCUUGCUAUUUUAUUUAUAGUCCUUAACCACUUUUCAAGCAUUAUUCAUGUAAAUGUCUGCACUUUGAUUUUCCAAGAAGGCAUAUAUGACCCUGGAAUUAUUUUGUGGUCUGUACCUAAUUCUAAUAGUGGUCUGAAGCUCUGUAGCAUUUUAACAUAUAUAUGUAAUUAGAUAUAUAUAUACAUAUAAUAUAUAUAUAUAUAUAUAUUAUAUGAAAUGAUAUACAUUUUGAGUCAGUUAUUUGAUAAACACAAAGCAUAUUCAGCAAUGAUGAGUCAGGACCUCUAGGGCUGAAUAUUUUUCAAAACCCUGCUAGCCUUUGUUUCUUUAAACAAAACAACCCCACUCAGUGCUCAGAAUAUUGAAAAUAAAUGUUACAAAUGGCACCUCCUCAUUAAGCAACAAUGCCAAGAGAAAAGAAACAUUUAAGGAGGUUUUGGUUUCCUGGUUUAAAAAAAAAAACCUACUCAGUGCCAUACAAAUUUGUUUUGUUGGCAAAGCAGGACACAAGCACUUAAUGACUGCCAAAAUGAAAGGAGACCUUAUUGCAGGACACACAAUAGCUCAUUUCUCAUUGUUAAGAACAUCACUGUUUAACCUUCAAGACUGGGGCUCUACACGAAAUGCA